This is a messenger RNA of Biomphalaria glabrata, 6732 nucleotides long. RefSeq lists its product as uncharacterized. Lineage: Eukaryota; Metazoa; Mollusca; Gastropoda; Planorbidae. Bases 196 to 6042 code for a protein of 1948 amino acids. The transcript has 13 exons. The record is from RefSeq and is a predicted model, not a curated record.
UUUGGUGGUGCUGCUGAUGUGUUGUUGACUUUUUUUUUACUUGACAACAGUAGAGUCUAAUAGUUCAAGUCAUUUUAAUGAACCUUGAUCUAGAUCGUGGUAGCUCUAGAUCUAUAUUUUUUAAAGACAUGUUCAUCUUUUCUUUUUGUAAAUAAAUACGAUCGUUAAUAUCGAUCUACAUCUACUUGGACCACAAUGCAGCGCGACAAACACUUAUCUUUGGAUGAUUUGUUUAUACCAAGAAAUCUGUGGCAACGGUUUGAACAGCUGAUGGUUCAGCAGAUGUUUCGACUUCAAACAGAGGAUACAGCAGCUCAAGAUUCGUCCAGCACAUGUUCCACAUCCUCUGGCGAAACGGGCAGCUCUGAGACAAUUUUGAAUAUUCCGUGUAUGCCAUCUGCCUCACAGUUACAAAGGAAUACGAAUGCAUUAUGCACAAUGCACAUAGGACAACAUCCACUUGUUGGCCUGCCCAACUUAGCAAGAAGCAUGAGUCCUCUGCUGGAAGCACUAGUUUUCAUCAUGAAAGACAUGCAGUCCAGCACCUCUCCAACUGAUGCCUUAGAUGCUGUUGACAGAAGUCGUCAAUGCAAAAAAGUUCUAUCCAGAGUGUACAAACAAUCGUUAAACCUUGAGAGUCAGCUCCACCAGUAUAUAAAUCCUGGACUGGUCACCUCACUUCAGAAAAGAACUGUUAGAGCCACUAAACAGAUAGAUCUUAUUUCAAGACUCAUUAAAAAAUUGAAGAAAGAAUCAAGUAAGAGAUACUAUGAUCAUGAAAGCUUUAGAAGAGCCAGUGAAAUAUCUGCUCAGUUAAAAUCUUUACUUUCUCAACAAAGAUGUGAGUGGCAAUGCGUUGGAAGACUGAAGGAGACAUUAACUAUGGCAAAAGAAAUAACUUCUAUUCUCAAAUUUAUUUGUAAACUAACUUCAUUAAUUGAACGGAAUGCUGAUGCCCUUCGUCGUAUGUAUGAAGGACCACCACCCUAUGAUGAUGCUAACAAUGUUAGUUCUUCAAUUGGUACUACUGAUAAUUUAGAAAGUUCUGAUGCUACUAUGGAAAAACUGAGAAGUCACUCUAACACCUUGCCAAGACUUUCACAGAGUGAAGUAACAAUAUCACUAUCUUUAGACUAUCUGCAUAAACCUGAGUGUCAACCUAGAAAUGUAAGGAAAUUAAAGAGGUGCAAAAAGAAAAAUGUAGAGAUAGAUUCUACCACAUCUGGUGCUGAAUUUUCUAAAGAUCAUUGUAAUAGGAGAUCUAAAAGCCAAAGAAGAAAACACCAAUCUGUAAGGGGAUCUGGAAUCAAGCAAGACAUUUUUAAUCCAAGCAGGUCACAGCAUUCUAUAAUGAGAAAGCAUUCAUCUAAAAGUGUUCAUAGACACAGACAGUUAUAUGAGCCUAGAGAAAAACAUAGAAAGAAACAUUCUUCCUCUAAGCACCGACGUUAUGUCUACCACAUUAGGAGGCCAAAAAAAUCCUCGUGCAGUGGUCACAGUCAUGCCAGUAACAAGUGCUCAGUGUGCACUAGAUCUUGCUGCAUGCAAUGCCAUUCACAUCCAUCUUGUAAAGAAUCCAAUACAAAGAAAAAAACUUGUCUCAAGAAACACAAGAAAAGAGCUAGUGUUCUCUCAGACAUAGACAGCUCUCGAGGUAGAGUCUCUGAUGGCAAAAGUGAUAAAGAAAAAUGUUCUCCAAAGAAAAAAAAAAGCAAAACAAAAAAUAAAACCAGAAAAGAAAGUGGCAAGCCAUGUUGUUGCAGACUUAAACAACUAGAUCUAGUUUUAGAUCGCUGUGAUAACAAAAAGCAAAACUCAGCACAGAAUUGCUCUGACGGUAAAUUCUAUAUGCAUACUAAACAGAGUGGGAACUCAUUUGACUCAAGAAGGCCACUUUUGUUUUCCUCAAGUGAAUCAAAUAUUGAAGAUGAUCACCCAGAAUCCCACCAGACAUCUCAAGGAGAGCUUAGCUCCAAUAAUAAAUACCAGAAUCAUAAGCCUAAAAAAAGCAUCAAACAGGAAGUGAAUAGCUCUGUCGAGGAGGACAGAAGUACAGGGAACUCUGGUGUUAACAGUUUUACAAACUCAUUAGAAUUUUGUACAUCUGUGUCAACAGAAAUUAGUUGCACUGACUAUUUGUCUUCUGAAUGUGAUGUAUCUGAAAUAAGUUCCAAAAGAGCCAAUAGACAAGACAGUAGCAAAAGAGCUAAUAGACAUGUAAACAAGCCUAACGUGAGCAAGUCAGAAAGCUUGUCUUCCUCCAAGUUAAAUAGAGGUCCCAAAUCAACACAACAAACUAUGAGUGGAAUCUCAUCUUCUAGCUCACUUCCUGAGCUACAGUUUUCUGUGACUGGGCAAUCUAAAACUAGAUUAAAUGAUGACACAUCUGCUUCUUACACAGAAUCUCUUUUAGACAGCAAGGAGACAUCACUUAAAACCUCUCAACACACUGGGACAGAGUUACACUCAGGAACAUUAAGUGAGGUGUCCAUUGGUUUGUCCCUUUCUUCAAAGAGGUCAUGUAUCAUUUGUAACUCUGUCUCAUCUGUUUCUUGUGUUUCCAAUAAAUCAGGCAGGAAGGAUCAUGGCAGAAAGCCUAGCCUUCAUUCAGCUAGAAAAUCAUUAAGAAGUGCACAUCAUCAGGAUUCCCAUGAUGCUAUUCGCAACAAAUCCACAAGAAAACAUUUCCCCAGACCAGGAGCAAGGACACCAUCUGUUUCAUUAUCUAAAGUUUCCAUUCAAUUCUGUUCAGCAAAAACACAAACACUUCAAAGAAGUGUUUCCUCUCGAUCAGCAUCUAAAGAAUUCUACUUGCAUGAUGAAAGGCAAUUAGCAUUUGUUUCUGAAAAACCAAUACGAAAAUCAAACAUAGCAGACAGAUGUUCCCCACAAGUUUCUAUCACAUUAUCUCAUAGACAGUCAACACAAACAUAUCAAGAAGAGAGCUUCCCUGAAAAACAUUUAUCACACAAAGCUCUAGACCCAAUAGAUUUAGCGGAAGAUUACUCUACACAGAAACAAAUUAAACCAUUAUUAUCGAGACCAUCAAAACAAAGUAGUGCAAUUGAAGAAAGGCCACAAGAAAAACAAUCAUUGAUUUUAUCCCAAAGGUCUCCUGGACAUGGUUUCAAAAUUGAAGGCAGACAGUCUGUCAGUUUAUCUCGUAGAUCUUCUAAACAAAGUUAUAACCUUGAAGAAUGCUUACCAGAAAUGCAAUGUGUUAUUUUAUCACAGCGGCCAUCUAGACAUGAAAUUGAAUCAUUCUUACCAGAAAGACACUUUAUUGUAUCACAGAGGCAAUCUAGACAAAUAGAAGAAUGCUCACCAGAAAGACAGUCAGUUCCUUUAUCAAAGGAGUCAUCCAGACAAAGUUAUGAAAGUGAAGAAUGCAUGAUAGAAAAGCAAUCUUUUGUUUUAUCACAGCGUCAAUCUAGACAAAGUUAUGACUUAGAAGAACCCUCAAUAGAAAGGCAGUCAGUUUUUUUAUCAAAGCAGCCAUCUAGACAAAGUUAUGAAAGUGAAGAACGGUCAGAAGAAAGGCAAUCUGCUAUGUUAUCACAGCGGCAAUCUAGACUAAGUCAUGACAUAGAAGAGUGCUCAACAGAAAGGCAAUCUAUUAUUUUAUCACAGAGGCCAUCUAGACAAAGUUAUGAAAGUGAAAUACAGUCACAAGAUAGGCAAUCUGUAAUUUUAUCACUGAGGCCAUCUAGACAAAGUCAUGACAUAGAAGAAUGCUCAACAGAAAGGCAAUCUGUUAUUUUAUCACAUAGGCCAUCUAGACAAAGUUAUGAAAGUGAAAUACAGUCACAAGAAAGGCAAUCUGUUAUUCUAUCAAAGCAGCCAUCUAAACAAAGUUAUGAAAGUGAAGAACAGUCACAAGAAAGACAAUCUAUUAUUUUAUCACAGAGGCAAUCUAGACAAAGUUAUGAAAGUGAAAUACAGUCACAAGAUAGGCAAUCUGUUAUUUUAUCACAGAGGCCGUCUAGACAAAGUUAUGAAAGUGAAGAACGCUCAAUAGAAAGAGAGUCAGUUAUUUUAUCAAAGAGGCAAUCAAAGCCAAGUUAUGAAAGUGAAGAACCCUCAAUAGAAAGGCAAUCUGUUAUUUUAUCUCAGCGGCAAUCUAGACAAAGUUAUGAAAGUGAAGAACAAUCACAAGACAGGCAAUCUAUUAUAUUAUCACAGCGGCAAUCUAGACAAAGUCAUAACAUAGAAGAAUGCUCAACAGAAAGGCAAUCUAUUAUUUUAUCAAAGCGUCCAUCUAAACAAAGUUAUGAAAGUGAGGAACGCUCUACAGAAAAGCAAUCUGUAAUUUCAUCAAAGAGACCAUCUAGACAAAGUUAUGAAAGUGAAGAAUGCUCACCAGAAAGAGAAUCUGCUAUUUUAUCAAAGCGACCAUCUAAAAGUUAUGAAAGUGAAGAACGUUCAAUAGAAAGGCAAUCUGUUAUUUUAGAAAAACUACCAUCUAGACCAAGUUUUGAAAGUGAAGAACGCUCAAUAGAAAGGCAAUCUGUAAUUUCAUCAAAGCGGCCAUCUAGACAAAGUUUUGAAAGUGAAGAACGCUCAAUAGAAAGGCAAUCUGUAAUUUCAUCAAAGCGGCCAUCUAGACCAAGUUUUGAAAGUGAAGAACGUUCAAUAGAAAGGCAAUCUGUAAUUUCAUCAAAGCGGCCAUCUAGACAAAGUUUUGAAAGUGAAGAACGUUCAAUAGAAAGGCAAUCUGUAAUUUCAUCAAAGCGGCCAUCUAGACAAAGCCAUGAAAAUGAAGAAUUCUCACCAGAAAGAGAAUCUGUUAUCAUAUCAAAGCGACCCUCUAGAGAAAUUGAAGAACACUCAACAGAAAGAGAAUCUAUUAUUUUAAAAAAGGAUCCAUCUAGAGAUAGUAAUGAAACAGACAAAUACUCACCAGAAAGGGAUAGGCAGUCUUUUGAAAACCACUCUCCCAAAAAAGUAUCAGUUAUAUUUCUUCAACCAGACUCUACACUAUCUGAAGUUGAGGAACAAUCAUUAAAAAGACACUCAAAAGUGUAUAGUUACAAUGAGUUUUCACCUCAAAAACCAUUGAAAGGAAAAUAUAUUGGUGAUGAAAUUACACUUGACGAUACAUAUUCACAUAAAAAACCUUCAGAGAACCAAAAUGCAACUUCAUCCCCUUCCAAAAAGGCCUCAAAGAAAGCUGUUACAUCACUAGAUCAAAUGACUAGACGCCAUUCUUCUCCAGCAUUUGUUUCUGUUGAAAGCUACAGAAAAUCUCCUAAAAUAAGCCCAACAGCAACACCAAAACAUAGAAGCCCAACAGCAACACCAAAACAUAGAAGCCCAACAGCAACACCAAAACAUAGAAGCCCAACAGCAACACCAAAACAUAGAAGCCCAACAGCAACACCAAAACAUAGAAGCCCAACAGCAACACCAAAACAAUCUGUUGAGAAAACUAAAGAGCAUUCUGAGACAUCCACCCAUUCCCUUUCAAAUGAACGAAAUUCCUCUGAUGAUGAGGAAAGUGAUGAUUCCACACCUGAGGUGAAACAAGAACCUGAAGAGACACCACGUCGAGUUCCUUCAAGUAAAACUACAUCACCUAAGAAGAAACCUACUCGAGUGAAGUCCAAGAAAGAUGCUAAAUAUCAAAGUGCCAGAAGUCAAAGAAGUUCACUCAUUCAAAAUCAGAUGACUCCAAAAAAUAAGACACCUGAACGGAUUAGAAGCCCAAAAGCUGCAAGCUCACAAACAUCUGUUAAAAGGCUAAAAAAGCAGUUUGUCAAUGAUGAAACUAUGCUGACUGUCAAUGAUGAAACUACAGCAUCAGAAUCUCUUCAAGAAGAAACUGAUGACGAAAAAGGAGCUAAAGAAGGUUGGUACAAGCACAGGUGGUGGUGGCUCCUGGCAUUGCUUCUCUUGCUAGCUUUGCUCUACCAAAUCUACUGCAGCUACACAAGUCCUGCGUGCACAAGGUGCACACUCCCCAUGCCUAACAUUUUCUUCUAUCCACUGAACAAAAUUGUCAACUCUGCUCGCUUGGUACAUUUUGGACCUACUCCUAGUUGAUGCAUGGUGGACUUGAGAGUCCUUCAACUUUUUUGUUGACUCAACAGAAUGCCUUUAAAAAAGAUUCAUUUUAUUUUGAGCCACAUCUACCUAAAGAAUUCAAGAGAAUAAGGUAGAAUCAUACUUCUGACUUGAAACUAGACAAUUUGAUUUCAAAUGUUACCAUUCGUGACAUUCUGGUUAUGUUUCAUCAAUGUACACUGUGGAUCUAUUAAUUGAUAAUGACUUAAUCUCAAAACAGUUGACAAUUAGUGACAUUCUGGUAACUACGUUUCACUAAUGUGCACAUUGGACCUAUAAAUUGCUAAUCUAAUCUGAAUCUCAAAACAGUUGACAGUGACAUUCUGGUAACUCUGUUUCAUCAAUGUACACAGUGGAACUAUUAAUUGCUAAUCUAAACUGAAUCUCAUAACAGUUGACAAACACAAAGGUUCAUUCAGUUCUGUUGAACAGCCAUUUCACUUUUUCACACAGUGCAGUAAACUGCACUAGUUGUAGCAUGCAUGCUUAGCAAAGAAGCAGGCUCCACUGAAGUAUCAGUGCUGAAACAUAGCUAAUGAUAUUUCAAAAAUGAACAUUUGUUAUUAUUUAAUAAACAUUAUGCUUUUGUACAUAUUUUUUAAAAACAUUUACUAUAAUGGUGUAAGGAGUACACUAUUAUUUUAUAAUAAAUAUCUCUACAAAAGUUUA